Molecule: messenger RNA, 471 nt
Organism: Anneissia japonica
Lineage: Eukaryota; Metazoa; Echinodermata; Crinoidea; Comatulida; Comatulidae
Product: protein MNN4-like
Exons: 2
Coding region: 4-465 (153 amino acids)
Source: RefSeq, a predicted model, not a curated record
UUAAUGGAGGCGGUACAUGGUGAUCUAUUCUCCAAGCGUCAGUGGGAGAAGUUCCUCAAGAACCGUGCCGUCCCCGGUAGUGGUAUCUCGUUCGCAGAGAUUGAGGUAGACCUCUGUAACAUUCCGAGUAGGGAAGACAUAGCACUAGAACAGUUUGAAGCAAAGCAAGAAAAAGAUGAACGUUUACUUAAACACAUCGAGAAGAAACUCGCAGAUGAGAAAUCUAAAGCUGAGAUGUUGCUGCAACAAGAGGAGGAAAACAAGCUAGCAGAAGAAAAAGCCAGACAGAAGAGAGCAGAGGAACAAAAGAGGAAGCAAAAGGAAGAAGAAAAACUCAAGACAGAGAUGAAUGAGAAACUAAAACGAAAGGAGGAAGAGGGUAAGUGUUGUACAGACAGAAUGCAAUUUUUUAAUUUUAUUUGCCAAAUACCUGGCAUUUUUUCCACAGAGGAAAGAGUUCACUGAACCAGA